UUUUUGCAACAACAUGUGUAACAUUUUUUGUAAAUUAGCUUGCUGGUUUAAAAUAUUUAUAUGAGUGGUAAAAUAAAAUUCAUUUAGUAUUUGAAUGGUAAUCUAUUCAUUAAAUUUUAAUAAACCUUUUUCAUAAAUGUUUUAUCUCAAAAAUAAAGAAAACUAUAUAUUUUUUAUUUUUCCAACUUGGGAGUACAAAGCACCUGCAGUCUAACAUACUUUUUAGUUUGUGUGUACUUCAUAGCAAUGUCUCAAAUUUGUAUUGUUAUAAUGAAAUCGGACAACCUUAAAGUGUAUAUUUAGUUACACUGUUUCGGAAGAAAAAAAAAUGAAAACAUUUUAACUUUAAGUAAAGCUUAAAACCUUUGUCAAAUUUUGUAAAUCAAAUUUUUUAUUUAAGUGGUUUAUAGAUACAUCGUAUCAUAAGUGUUGUGAUAAUAACAAAUAUACCAGAGUUUUAAUGAAUUACUGGUGGAUUAGUACUAGAACUGCUCAUCAGGAGUUAUUUCAUAUGUCAUUUUGAAAAAUUAAAAUUAAUUAUUAAAAUUAUGUAAAUACCUUCAGUUGAUACGUUGUAUGUUCUGAUUGAUGAAAAAUGGUUGUUACUUUUUGUGCGAUGGAUACGUUUGAAAGAAUUCUCACACCAAGUCCCUUCCAUUUGAAUUGUGAAGAAUUGCAUCUGCUAGUUCAGGAUAUGUCGUCCACUGCUGACCGAACAAAUAUGAUGACCAAAUUCCAUAGCAAUGAUUUAGAUCUCAUAUCGCAGGUGUUAAAUGAUAAGGAGAAAGACCUUGAGCUUGCUGCUAAAAUUGGCCAGUCAUUGCUGCAAAGGAAUAAGAGCCUCAUGUUGAAGAUUGAGAAGAUGGAAGAAUACCUUAACCAAACCAUGGAUAAUGAGCAACAACUAAAGUUUGAUUUGCAGCAAAAGAAUGAAUUAGUGAAAAUGUAUUGGGAAGAUGGUGAAGAGAGAAGCAUUAGUUCUGUAGGCUCACAAGGGGACGCUUGUGACGACGAGGAUAUGAUGCGUUUGACGAAAAGAUGUCGGGACCUUGAAAAAGAGAAUCAUGAUUUAUUUACAGAGGCAUUGGAUAUUCGGCAGCUCACAAAUGACAUUGAAGAUAAAGAGGAAGGAUUGGUGUUUGACUGCAUCCAACAACUAUCUGAAGCGAAAACACAAAUCACGACAUUGACUGACGAGAUUGCUGAAAAGUUUGAAGACAACCUUCAACAGCAAGAAGAAAUCACCCAGCUUAUAAAUAUGGUUGUGGAGUUGCAAAAGAAACAGAAACAGCUGAGUGCUGAAAAUGAAUUGUUACAGAAUCAGCUGCAAGAAUCAAAUGAAAAUCAAGACAACUUGAAAGAGCAGCUAAUCGAGAUGCAGAAAAAGUUUCGCGAGACGUAUGAAAUGUUACAAGAAAAUCAGGAAGAAAUGAAAAAUUUAAAAUCGCGAUUAGACUCAUCAGGCAAUCCGUCUGAAUGGUUAAACGAUUCAUCCAACUCCCUCUCAUUACAGGAUUCGUUAGCCAAUGAAAUAGAGGAAUUUGUGAGAAGAGAUUUGACAAUUCAUCAAGAAAAGAAGCUUCAAAACAAGAAAGUUUUGGACAAUGUUCGGAUGUUGAACAACAGGGAGACAUUCUCCAUAUCAACUUCUGGUCGCACUUCCCCUGCUUCAAACUGGAGUUUUGCAUCAGACGAACGCUCUGAAGCGGCGUCUACUUUUAGUUUCGAUGAAGGAAGUCGUCCUCGGAAACCUGUGAAGAAGCUGCAGAUUGUGAAACCAAUGGAAGGUUCUGACACUUUAAGCAAAUGGCAUCACCUUGCUUCGCAAAACGUUCGAGGUGGCUUGCACAUCUCAGAGCGUGACACUUCUCCUUUGAAGAGUGAAAAAGGGUUGGAUGUUUCAUUAGAUGAUGAUCGUUCCACUGUCAUUGGCGAGGGAAAGUCUUUGCCGAAAGCUCACUUAAUAAUAGACAGCUCAACAGAUGAUGAGCAACUGGUGACAGUACGUAGGCCUCCACCACGGACGUUAAAACAAAGCACGCCUAACGGUGGAAGUAAAACGACUGACUUAUUGAACUUGCUUGGAACUCCCGCUGAAAAGAAACGGACUAUAAUUACAAGGAGUUCAUCCGCGUUAAAUUCUUUGAGACAGGGGAGAAAGCUACUGAAAAGUCAAGGUAGUGAUGCUAAAUCAAAAUCCGAGGUCAUUGGUAUGAUUGCAAACGCCAUGAGUAAGGUGAACGUUGAAGCGCAAACGGAGCAAAGGAUACUCUCCUCCUUAUCACAACACGACGGACGAGGGAGAGCGUUAAGUUUAUCCAAAUCUCCUGAGUAUAAAGAUUACGUUGACAUGCCCAAUGUAUCCAGAGUGUUGGAAAAAGCGGCAAGUUCAAAACAAAUCGAAGAGGAAGACGUAACGCCUGUUGUUUCCGAUUCGGAACCAACGGAAUAUCGUAAGUCCAUACUCCCAGAAAAAGAGCUUGAUAGUAUUACCGGGCCAUUAGGAUUAUUAAACCGGGCGGACCCGAUCGAUACGAACGAUAAUAUAAUGAAUCGAUUAUAUCGUUUAUCUGGUCACAGUACAAACGCGCCUCAACCAAGAAGUGAAGAGAACAAACCGAUAAAGAUAACGACGUCUGCGACAGAAAAAAUCGAAACGACGACAAUGAAACGAAACAAGAGUAGUGGUUCGCUUGUUGAUAUGAUGAUGAACAACAAAAUUCAAGCUAGACCAUUCGGCCUUUCAAAUUUAGUAAGCACUUCAAGUGCAGACAAUUUUGUUAAUGAUACGAAUAGUGUGUCCAAUUUAAAGGACAAUGUAACAUCCAGGAGUGUCGAAGGAGGUUCGGACAACAUUGUUUUAGAUGAGGAUUUGCUUAAGAGAACUUCAAAGUCAAUGGAAGCAGGACUGGAUACAGCAAAAAGGACAGAAAGUUCAGCAAGUAGUUCAGGUUACAGUAGCGGUUUCUUUUCGUUUCUUGGAAAGUUUACUUAACAGCGAAUUACCAUUUCGACACGCUACUUGAUUUGCAGAAUGACUUGCCUCGUAUAGCCAUACGGUGCGUGAAACGUUUUUGUUUACACGCUCUAUCUUGUAUAAUCACAGAUCCUAACGAAAUUAUGAAGCAAGCAUAUUUUCCCAUUCACAGGAGUAGAACGGUAUGUUGAUCUCAGAAAAACAAGUUCGUUAUAUUUCGAAGGUUUACUAUAAUUGUAAAUUUUAAUUUUGACCCUAAAAAGUAUUUAUAUACCAUGUUCAAUAUUUUUAUAACAAUACACUUGUGUAUAUACUGUCUAUAGAAAAUGGAAAACUGUUUUUUUUUUGUCA
Molecule: messenger RNA, 3328 nt
Organism: Hydractinia symbiolongicarpus
Lineage: Eukaryota; Metazoa; Cnidaria; Hydrozoa; Anthoathecata; Hydractiniidae
Exons: 15
Coding region: 596-2995 (799 amino acids)
Source: RefSeq, a predicted model, not a curated record